This is a messenger RNA of Botrytis cinerea B05.10, 1937 nucleotides long. RefSeq lists its product as hypothetical. Lineage: Eukaryota; Fungi; Ascomycota; Leotiomycetes; Helotiales; Sclerotiniaceae. The transcript has a single exon. The record is from RefSeq and is a predicted model, not a curated record. The coding region runs from base 314 to 1786 and encodes 490 amino acids.
GGUCGACUGGCUAGCUCGAUUGUGAUUCAUGAAUGAGUAUAUAAAGAUAUCUGUUCUCGAUUCUACAACUCUCAAGAACUUCGUAGUUUAAGCGCCUAAGGAAUUGAGGACUUAGAAUUAUACAUUUCUUUUACAAACUACACAAUACCAACUCACGGCUCAAUUCUGAAAUUUCCUUUAGCCGACCUUUCAUUCACAACUUCGAGUUGAAAAUCCUAAUUGUCAAUAAACACCAUAUACAAGUACUGCUUGCAUACUUAUCCAAUCACUAAUCAUCCUCCCAUUGCUCAUCUAUCCAUCCAAAAAAACGGAAAUGGCACCGUCAAAAAAAGGUCACUCUCCACCUAUCCCGCGAGAUCUACGCAAUAUAUCUAGGGAAGGUUUACCUGCAUUUCAACCACCACAAGCACAACCAUCAAAUCGGUCUUUAAAUAUUUCAUCAAGAUCCUCAAGAAACCUCCCUCCCAUCUUUCCCAAUCUCCUCCCCAGAUCUACAUCACAAGGUCUGAAUCCAAGACCUGUAUCUGGAACCCAACCUCAAACUCAAACUCAAACUCAACCUCAAAAUCAACCUCAACCUCACACUCAACCUCAGCCUCGCCAUAUUUCAUCUAGAGCUAGCUCUAGAACGCAAUCCCGAUUCCAAUCCCAAUCUAGCUCUCGACCACUGUUACCAAGCCUCUCGCUUUCAAGACCUCGAGAUCUUGUUCCAAGACCUAGAAUCACUUCGAUGGACAGCAAUUUAACUUUGGGUCCAGGCCAAGGUCAAUUUCAAGCUCAACUUCAAACUCAACUACGACCACACAUCAACUCACAGUCUCAGAAUCAAAACCAGGGAUUCUAUACUAACUUUUUCCCUCCUUUUACUGAUGGGUACUCUCCUGCCACUCAGUUCCAAACAACUACUCCACCCACAAAUGGGUAUUCAUACCAGGGCACCCACCGAGCUUUAAAUCCACCUCAACCUCCAACACAAGUUCACCCCGAAACUCGAACUCAGAAUCAAGAGUUUUACAGCAACUUUCCGUAUCCGUUUCCUACUGCGCACUCUCCUUUCUCUCAGUUUCAGAUGAACACUGAACCUGAAGAUCGAGAACUCCAUCGAGGUACCCACCAAGAUUUAAUUCAAGCUCCAAUUCAAGCUCAAAAUGAAACCUUCACUCGAGCUAACAAACGUGCUCGACUUUCCUAUUCACAUUCCAACCCAAACAGCAGAGUGAACGCGGAAGGAAGCGAACGAAGAAAUGAACAUGGAGCCGCCAACAGAACGAGAACUGCCACUGGAAACCGGAAUGCGAAUCAUAUCACAACCCAGAACGACCCCCAGUCUCCCAAUGAUACAUCUUCAGAAUCACCACUCAGCACACCGCCUGAUUCUGUUUCAACUUCACCACCCCUCUUCCCACUUCGUAAUCUUCCACGCUUUGGUAGUUUUAGACGUAGUCAGGGACUUGGCUGGUCUCCUGGAAGUAGAACCAGAGCUCUAGAUGAACGUCGGAAUUGGAAUCGGACAGAGAAUGGAAUUGGAACCGGGGAUGGAAGAAUCAUUCCCCAUUUACCCUCCAACCGCUCCAACCCCAUUCCAACUCCCUACACCGAGCUUCCCGUCUUCUCCAGUAACCUAGAUAUUGCAAAUCGUCCAACUGUAGCGCAGAAAAGAUGGAUGUAUGCUGUGCGGAAGGAAGGGAGGAGUAAUGAUCGGAGCGAGAAUGGAGGAUAUAGUAGAGGGAUUGAAGGGCAGAUGAUUCGCCUGUUUGGGGGUGUGGGGGAUGGAGGAGUGGGUUAAAUCGAGGAGUGAGGGUGCGAGAUAGGAGAUGGGAGACGAGGGGUAGGGAGAUGGAUAGGGGAUGGGGAUAGAAAUGGGAAGGAGAUAAUGAGAAGGAGGAUGAAGUUAAACAUGACAAUAGAAAGAUAAACAUGCAUAUAAUAUCAUCUCA